Haliotis rufescens (red abalone) is the source of this 2646-nucleotide messenger RNA. RefSeq lists its product as uncharacterized. The transcript is spliced from 14 exons. The coding region runs from base 85 to 1296 and encodes 403 amino acids. NCBI's taxonomy places the organism in Eukaryota, Metazoa, Mollusca, Gastropoda, Lepetellida, Haliotidae. Gene Ontology annotation, biological process: proteasome-mediated ubiquitin-dependent protein catabolic process. The record is from RefSeq and is a predicted model, not a curated record. Gene Ontology annotation, molecular function: ubiquitin protein ligase activity; metal ion binding.
CUUCAUUCUAAAAAUAGACUCGUACUAAUGUGUCAAAAUGCGACGUUUGAGCUGUUGAUAUAGCAGAACACGAACACCCACAGAAUGACUGACAAGACAGGAGAGUUACCUCUUGUUAUACCUAUCUCUAUCCUGGAGGAGUACUUCCAGUGUUCAAUAUGCCUGAACAACAUGACGGACACCAUGACGACGGUGUGUGGACAUCGCUAUUGUGGGAAGUGUAUUCAGGAGUGGGUUGACCGCAACCAUAACUGCCCGUGCUGCAACAGCUCGGUCAACUCCAUCCAGCUCAUCAAGGACCAUCAGUUCGACAGUCUUAUAGGUGAGGUUGAUGCUGAAAAAACCAAGGCAGAGGCUAACUACUUUGAGAAUCUCAUCAACAGUGCUACCAAGUCCUCCAGUGACUUCAGUGAUCGCAAGUUCUCACCAGUAGAAGAAGUGUUGAAGAAGCAUUUACGACAGAGUCUGACAUCACAUGAAAAGUACUUCCAGAGUCUGCGCCUGGAGUUCACACAACGCAUGCAGAUGUUGGAGAGGGACACGGAGAGGGCGCUGCAGACGCUGAUGUUCGAUGGACUCUCGCCUACAGAGGUGCAGCUCCAGACCGCGGAGAUGGAGUCGCGGCUGACGUCACAGAAGGAUGCGCUCACAGAUCAGCUAGAGCGAUGCAUGGACCAAGUGGCAGACGCCUACGACAGAUAUCUGACCAACCACAUCCCCAUGUUGGAGAUACUUCCGGUGAAGGUGUCUGUGUACGUCAUAGACAAGAACCUGCACAUUCCAGACGUUACCAUCAAGGCUUCUGACGACAUCACCCACAUACAGACUGUCAUAGAGAAGACACUGAACCUCCGAGGGGACCCUCUCAUCAGAUGGGGGUGUGAGGGAAGAGUAUACCUGGUGGGUCCCUUGUCCGGUGACAACAGAUGUGACCUUCAGAAGGUCCUUGACAACCCUGACUGUAUCGAGUCCUUCCCGGACAUCCACCUGCUGACCUGGCACUCCCGACCGGUUCUGCAGUACAGCAUGAAACCCGGCAGCCAGAUCGUGGUAAAGGGCUGCUUCAAGUGUGAGAGUGACCUGCCCAAGAUCUGCUUCGUCCAGAAGUACAAGGAACAGGGGCCCCACCCGGUCGACUACUUCUCAUGUAAAAACUGUGGAUUCAACUGGAUCUGCAAGUCAUGUGUUCAGAUUUGCCAUCAAGGACAUGAAGUCAGUGCACAUGUACUCAACCACAAACCAACCUGGGCUUGCUGCUACUGCCCAAAGAAGAAGAAAUGUCAGCUCCUCACAUGAUGGAGGAGUUCCGUGUCCACAUCCUGGACUGCCCAUGGUAGUCAUCUCUCUUGGUAGUGCAUGCCCCACUGUGUGCAGUCUAUAGCUUACCUGUGUGCUCCCAGUCCCCAGUGCAUGUGGUAGAAUCAGACUGAGUCUUGCAUUUGAGGAUGGUUUAAGAAUGGAAUCUCUUUGUGAUGGAAAGUGUGCUGAGAUUAGUGAAUGUCUGCUUGUAGUGCAGGGUGAGUGAGUGAGUGAGUGAGUGUGUGAGUGUUCCGUGGGCUGCAUCCAGCAGACCUCCAGCUAUGUCGGGCAGUCCUGCAUAGCUUGUUUGAAUGAAGGACAUAGAACCCUAUCUGGGAACUCGGCGAGGACCUUGAAUGUAAGCACACUGGGGGAAUACUUUGUAGUGCUGUGUGUGUGACAUGAGAAAGAUGCUGUGAUAUGACAGUAUAAAUCGAUGUAUUUUAUAAAACAUGUUUCCUCCAAAUAUUACCUAAAAGGUACCUCUUUUUUUAUUUAUUAUCAAUCAUAUGUCUGGAGAUAAUAAGUCAUUAGAGAUUGUUAAAGUGCAAUUAAAGUCUUCAUGGGACAUUUGAUGGUGUAUUAAAAAAUAAUUCAAUCCUGUUUCCAUAUGACAAUGUUCAUGGAAGGGAUGUUGAUAGUUUUGUACGUCAUUGUGAUCAAAAUUACCCUGAUCUGGGCAAGUUUGUUUGUUUGUUUGUUGUUUAACGCUGCAAUCAGCAAUAUUACAGCUACAUGACAGGCAUCUAUGAUGGCCAUAAAUUUGUUGAAGGGACCAAAUUUCAUUUUUAUUUGUUAUGGAUUUGUUACAACAUAUCUUUGUUUUCGUUAAAUGAAAAAGAACAUAAACUGUACUAUCUGAUGGUAGAGUCUCCUAUCAACAUAGAGGUAGGGCAGCAGUUGUUAGGCUUCAAUGAUACUGUUUCCUCAUAGGAAGGAUCUAGUCCCCCUUCGUACCUCUCAGCAGUUGUUAGGCUACAAUGAUACUGUUUCCUCAUAGGAAGGAUCUAGUCCCCCUUCGUACCUCUCAGCAGUUAUUCUUGUUAACCAUCUCAGUCAAAUCUUUGAAUUUAUAUACCAAAAUAUCAAGUUUCAAAUAUAGAAAUGUAUAUUCUGAAGAAAAAAGGACAGAUAUUGUGUUCUUGUAAGUAAAUUGGCUUUCAUUAAAUUAGUGGAGUCAUGUAAUCUGAGCCCCGAUCACAUUAAAAUCGCUUGCUACUUCUCAACAAAGAUCUGAGGUCGUCCCAUUAUGGGUCACAGGACGACCUUUCAUCCGACCAAUCAGAGCAUCACUUACCAGAAAGUGAGUGAGUUGGGUUUAACACGCUUCCAACAGUAUUCCAGUUA